AUGAUUCCUGUCCAUGAGGAAGAAAGACUAAAAGCGAGCAACAAGAGAUUGUGGUCUGUCAGCUGGAACUACAAAGGGUCAUUAUUAGCUUCAUGUGGAGAAGACAGAAUAAUUAGACUGUGGGUUAAAAGUCAAGACAAUUUGUGGGGACCAUCUUUCUCGCUUCCUGAAGCCCACAAAAGGUCUAUCAGAUGUAUAACGUGGUCACCUUGUGGUUCCUAUGUAGCUUCUGCAAGUUUUGAUGGUUCGGUUGCAAUUUGGAAGAUACCUAAGGAUGUUUCAGAAUUGGAAAUGGAGGCAUUGGUGACUUUAGAAGGACAUACGAGCGAGGUUAAAUGCGUUGCUUGGUCCCCUUCUGGUCAUCUUAUAGCCACCUGUGGUCGAGAUAAAAGUGUAUGGCUGUGGGAAUUUGAUGAUGAAGAAGAUGUGCAGUGUGUUAGUGUACUACAACCCCAUUCUCAAGAUAUAAAAUCAGUAGCGUGGCAUCCGCAUGGUGAGGUUUUAGUCUCUACAAGUUACGAUAACAAAAUAAAUGUUUACAGAGAAGAAAUUGAUGAUUGGACUGUUUUUGUACAGUUGACUGGACACAGUUCAACUGUAUGGAAAGCAGAGUUUUCACCAUCAGGAGAUAUUCUGGCGAGUUGUAGUGAUGAUCGAUGUGUCAAACUUUGGUCAUGGGAUGGUGUUUGUAGCAAAUCAUCCUUAUGGAUAUGUAUUGCUACAUUGACCGGAUACCAUACACGUACAAUUUUCGACUUAAACUGGUCACCUGAUGGACAACUUUUAGCUAGUUGCGGUGCUGAUAAUAGAUUAUGUAUAUAUAAAAUGCCCCUGAAUGGUUUGACUCAUAAUGCUGGUAAACCAUGCUUAUCGGAACCACCUCUUCUUUGGGGUCAUGUUCCGAAUGCACAUUCAGAAGAUGUAAACUGUGUACGCUGGCAACCUCAUUAUCAUACUGGUGAUAAUCACCGUAAGGAAGAAGAUGCAUUAGACUCUCAUCUAAUGCUUACAACAGCUUCUGAUGAUGGAUGUAUUAAGUUUUGGUCUAUUAAACACGAGAUGUAA
This is a messenger RNA of Trichobilharzia regenti, 1065 nucleotides long. The record is from the annotation of a GenBank genome assembly. Lineage: Eukaryota; Metazoa; Platyhelminthes; Trematoda; Strigeidida; Schistosomatidae.